Molecule: messenger RNA, 2271 nt
Organism: Dichotomopilus funicola
Lineage: Eukaryota; Fungi; Ascomycota; Sordariomycetes; Sordariales; Chaetomiaceae
Product: terpenoid cyclases/protein prenyltransferase alpha-alpha toroid
Exons: 3
Coding region: 1-2271 (756 amino acids)
Biological process (GO): triterpenoid biosynthetic process; ergosterol biosynthetic process
Cellular component (GO): lipid droplet
Molecular function (GO): lanosterol synthase activity
Source: RefSeq, a predicted model, not a curated record
AUGGCACGAAAAAAGACGAACGGAGCGAGCUCCGAGGCUAGCUCGACCAUCGAGAAGGAUUCAACCCGGAAACGCCUCAGCAACGACGCCGACCACGACCACGCAACCAAGCGACAGCGGUCAGAGCUCGAGGAGAAAACCGACUACUCGCGAUGGCGCAUGCGGGAUGACCACGGCAGACAUACAUGGCGUUACUUGGAGGACGAUGAAGCCGCCAAGGAUUGGCCGCAAACCUAUGCCGAUAAAUAUUACUUGGGACUUCCAUUGGGCCUCCCCGAUCUUCCGAAAGCCAAAAAGCCCCUUGACGCGGUCCGAAACGGUCUCGAAUUCUUCGAAAAGCUCCAGCUUCCCAGCGGCCACUGGGGCUGCGAGUAUGGGGGUCCCAUGUUCCUCUUGCCGUGCAUCGUUAUCUCGUGGUACGUGACGAAGACACCGAUUUCUUGGUACUACGCCACCGAAAUCAAGAACUACUUGUUUGCCCGCGCGCACCCAGAGGACGGCGGUUGGGGUCUACACAUCGAGGGCGAGACUUCCGUGUUUGGGACGUGCCUCAAUUAUAUCGUGCUGCGGAUCGUCGGGGUGGAUGCGGACCACCCCGUGAUGGUGAAGGCUCGCGGGACACUGCACAAACUUGGAGGCGCAACUCAUGGGCCACAUUGGUCAAAAUGGUGGCUUGCUAUCAUGGGCGUAGCCAACUGGGAUAUUGUGAAUCCCGUUCCGCCCGAGUUAUGGCUUUUGCCCGACUGGGUUCCCUUCGCCCCUUGGAGAUGGUGGAUUCACAUUCGGCAGGUAUACCUUCCCAUGAGCUAUCUCUGGUCUAGGCGGUGGCAAGCCGAAGAAACCGAUUUAAUCCGUUCUCUUCGCAAGGAGCUCUUCGUGGAGGACUGGGCUACUAUCAACUGGGCCGCGAACCGCAAUACCAUCCACCCUCGGGACAAUUACCACCCAAAGACUUGGUUGCUCAACCUGCUCAAUUGGAUUCUCGCCAAUGUCUGGAAACCCAUCUUCAGAGUGAAGCCCAUUGUCGACAAGGCUGAGAAGUGGGCCAUGAAGCUAAUUGAGAUGGAGAACGAGAACACCGACCACCUGGACCUGGCUACCGUAUCCGGCCCCAUGAACCUCGUCGCGCUUUAUGCCCGUGACGGCCCCGAUUCGUAUGCCGUACGCAGACACAAGGAGCGGGCGGAUGAGUUCCUCUGGGUCAAGGACGAAGGUCUUCUCGCUAACGGGACUAAUGGCGUACAAUGCUGGGACACGGCCUUUGCCAUCCAAUCUAUCAUGGACGCCGGGCUCACGGAGGACCCACGAUGGAGGCCUAUGCUCUUCAAGGCUCUUGAGUUCCUCGACGACCAACAGAUCCGCGAAAACGUCAAAGACCAGGACAAGUGCUACCGCCAACAGCGCAAAGGUGCCUGGGCGUUUAGCAACAAGGAUCAGGGCUACGCUGUGAGCGACUGCGUCUCCGAAGCCCUCAAGUCGGUCAUCAUCCUCCAAAAGACUCCAGGUUUCCCCACCUUGAUCGAGGACCAACGCAUCUUCGACGCCAUCGACACCCUCCUUACCUACCAAAAUUCGAACGGCAGUUGCUCCUCAUAUGAACCACCAAGGGCAGGCGACUGGAUGGAGAUGCUCAACGCAGCCGAGGUGUUUGGCCGCAUCAUGGUCGAGUACGAGUAUCCCGAAUGCACAACCGCGGUGGUGACCGCGCUCUCCCUUUUCCACAAGCACUGGCCGUCGUACCGUGCCGCCGAGAUUGACCGCUUCAUCGCCCGCGCCGUGGCCUGGAUCAAGACCAACCAGCGGCCACACGGCGGCUGGUACGGCAGCUGGGGCAUCUGCUUCACCUAUGCCACCAUGUUCGCGCUUGAGAGUCUGUCCAGCAUCGGCGAGACCUACGCCAACAGCUCGCACGCCAAACGUGGUUGCGAUUAUCUCAUCUCCAAGCAACGCGAGGAUGGCGGGUGGUCGGAACACUACAAGGCCUGCGAAACCGGCGAAUACGUCGAGCACCCAGACGGCUCGCAAGUCGUCAUGACAGCCUGGGCCCUCAUCGGCCUGAUGAAGGCCAACUACCCCGACAAGGCCGCCAUUCAGCGUGGCAUCCAGCUGUUGAUGGAGCGCCAGCAGCCUAACGGCGAGUGGCUGCAGGAAGCCAUCGAGGGUGUGUUCAACAAGAGCUGCAUGAUCUCGUACCCCAACUACAAGUUCACCUUCCCCAUGAAGGCGCUGGGGAUGUUUGCGAAGAAGUAUCCCGAUGAAGCGGUCUUGUAA